This is a messenger RNA of Pyrenophora tritici-repentis Pt-1C-BFP, 381 nucleotides long. Lineage: Eukaryota; Fungi; Ascomycota; Dothideomycetes; Pleosporales; Pleosporaceae. The record is from RefSeq and is a predicted model, not a curated record.
AUGCAAGGCGACAUGGUGCGGACAGCAAAAAUCUAUGGCACAUGGCCGCACACAAACUUCAACAAUCCACUUGUUGUGUGGCGGCGCGCGCGUGGGGAUAGUUCAGCUGCACGUAACUGCCAGGGUGAUAAACAGGAAGCACGGGGUAUAACAGGAGGUCUUGAGCCCCAUAAAUUCGACGUAAUGAGUUCCAUGGUCAGAUGGGGUAUGCUUGUCGCUGGCUUUCAGCCUCAACCGCCGGCUGAGUCCUGGAGUUGCCCCGGUUUCGUCGCUUCGUCUUGUAGUCAGCAUGCUCCCGAAGCGUCACUGCUUGCGGCCUUCCAUUACUCUUUAGGCAUCGUGGGUGCAUGCGAAGCAUCUGUGUCACCCGUGCCGCAAUAA